GCGACUGAAUCGUGCGUCCACUCGUUGAAGUGUAAAAAUUGCUCUAAUUUUCAAACGUUUACGUUAAGUUUCAGUGAUAAGCCAAUUUGUUUCUUUCACCAUAAGUGCAAUCAAGCAAUUGAAUUUGAUUCCGUUACCAGGGUUUUACACAACCAGCAAGACGAAGCUCAAAAUGCCAUUGGGCAACCACGCUGCCCUUACUCCUUUAGAAGAUAUGUCAGCUGGGAGAGGUCAAGCAGGCGGAGGGUCUCUUCAAAAUUGUCAAAAAGUUUUUAUACAACGAGAUUAUAGCGAAGGUACAAUGGUUAAAUUUCAAACACAAUUCCCUACAGAAUUGGAAAGCAGACUGGACAGACAGUCGUUCGAGUAUACAAUCAAUCAAUUGAACAAUUACUUUGCUGAAGCAGAACGUGCCAGUUGUUCAACUUUCUGUGAGGGCUGCCUUGCUUGCCUUACUGGUUAUUUAAUCUUUAUAUGCACUGAAACACAUUAUGAGAAGUGCUUGCGGAAGGUCGCAAAAUUUGUUUGCGAACAGAAUGAUAGAGUUUAUAAGCCACGUGGAUUAUUGUUAACAGAUCCAACAACACGUGGCCUCAGGCUAAUAGAAAUCUCUGUAUUAGACAGACCUGCAUCGUGACUGCAUGUUAGCCGAUCCACGGAAUUCUUCAUGUGACCCGCGCAUUUCUGCCGUAUUGCCAGAAUUACCGACCUACAUGCGCUGAUGAGUGUCUUUGGACACAAUUAUGCCGCACUCUGACCCAUUCAAGUUGGUCGUGCAUAAUUAAUUUUUCAUAAAAACUAGCAGAAUUUUAAAGUAUACCUUGCACAAUUAUUGUAAUGAAAUUCAUGUGCAAUAAGGUUUAGCUCUCUUCGAGUCUAACUUUGUACUUAGGUUUAUUGAACAUAAGUAUAUAUCAAAAGGACAAAUUAUUGCUUCAAAGUUAUGAAGCAUGUAAAGUCUAUACAUUUACUCAAAGCAAGAAUCAAAGUAUUUGCCAAGAGUAUCUCUAAUCCGAAAAAGUGAAACUUGAAGAAACAUUUUCUCAGAGCUUACGAUUUAAUGUCAACACAUGAGUUUUCAUAUUCAUUGAUUAUUAUUAUUAUUUUUUUUUAUUUUUUUUUAUUUUACAAAUACGUAAUUGUUUUGGCAAGAGGUUCGUGAAAAAUUUAUUCUACAUAUUAGAAUAAAUGACCUAAUAGAAACACAUGGAUAUAGAUCACAAAGUAAUGUGUAAGACUAUAAAAAAUUAUUUGAUUUUUCACGAUCAUACAUUAGAAAACAGAUUUCAUAUAAGACAGAUCAUAAGUGAUUAACAUAUCCCUGUUUUAUUGUUCAGCAUAUAGAGCUGGUUGCUGACUGCAUUUAUUCGAUGAUAUUCAUGGACGUAAUUUAAAGUCUAAUUUAUGUUUAUUAUAAAUCCAAUCGAUAACAGAGUUUAAACUUAGAUUUUAUUCAAAUUUUCUAUCGAUUGUUAAUGGACUUUGACUUUAUACGUUCCAAGCUUUAUAAGCGGGAUUCUAAGUUCUUCCCCUUCCAGAAGAUAUAUCUUCCGUAAAGCGUAAAUUUUUUUAUUUAUUUUUCUUGUGACGAGACAUAAGUCGGCGUGUUCUUUAUUUUUCUUUUUUUUUUAUACGUACGUACUUGAAUUUGAAAUUCACUUGCCGUAAAGAUAACUCUUACUUGUAGAGAGAAGUUGAGAGAAAAAGAAAAGAAAUAAUACUUGGUCGAAAUUACUGGCACAGAUAAUUAAUUGCGCUAAGAACUCCAAGGAUUGGCUAAAAGGGAAAUGAUUGUGUUUUGAGAUGAUAAGUAGGGUAUAUAUUAAGUUGACUUUUUGACAUAUAUGACAUUGUGAUCAAGGAUAAACAUAGUGUGCGCGAUAUGGACAGGCGUCUCGACGUUGUCAAAAUAAAAGAAUCUUGCAUUUCGAACCAUUACAAGGGAGACUUGGAUUUUCUUUUUUUUUUUUCUUUUUUAAGUUUAGCAAGAACGUUAGGUUAAGGCUCUAAUAAUCUUCUGUGAAUAAUUUUUUUUUCUUCUUUUUUGGGGUGGGGGGUUGAUUUUUUCUCAUGUUUUCUUAAAUUAUUUUUUUUUUUUUUUACUGGUAGAUUACGUAUAUAAGUUACAGUGAUCUCAAACGAAACAACGAUACAUCACGCGUGGAAUUUUUUAUACAUCGUACCUAUAACGAUAUGCCGCGGUUAUAUCGAUCGCGUGUUAAAAAAAAAAACGGUUAUAAGAAUAAAUAAAUAAUCGCAGGCAUUAUAUAAUAUAUAAUCGAGACGUACGAGAUGUUAUACACUUACCUCUCUUUCGAUAAAAAGCUAACGGUCCUGAGAUACAAUUUUCUCGUUCAGGAUUAGUUCGUUCACAUUGGAAAGUAUAUAAAUACCGUGUAAAUCAUAUUAAGGCAACGAAGAAAAAAGAAAGAAAGAACGAUAGACAAAAAAAAAGAAACGAAAAGAAAAGAAACAAAACAAAAGAAAUAAAAGAACGGGACCCAGUUUUCUUCUCUAACGAUUUAUCGAUUCUUCUUAUCAUUCCUGUGCACUUAAUGAUAAGAAUAAAGUAAAACGAAAGAGUGUCGAAAAUCUUUUUCUUUCUUUAGAGAGAGAGAAAGAGAAAAA
This is a messenger RNA of Vespula vulgaris, 2628 nucleotides long. Its product is annotated as golgin subfamily A member 7. NCBI's taxonomy places the organism in Eukaryota, Metazoa, Arthropoda, Insecta, Hymenoptera, Vespidae. Bases 173 to 637 code for a protein of 154 amino acids. The record is from RefSeq and is a predicted model, not a curated record. The transcript has 3 exons. Gene Ontology annotation, cellular component: palmitoyltransferase complex. Gene Ontology annotation, biological process: protein targeting to membrane; peptidyl-L-cysteine S-palmitoylation.